AUGGUAUCUCAAGAAACUAUCAAGCACGUCAAGGAACUUAUUGCAGAGAAGGAAAUCUUCGUCGCAUCCAAGACGUACUGUCCAUACUGCCACGCAGCUUUGAACACGCUCUUCCAGCAGUUGAAAGUGCCUAAAUCCAAAGUCUUGGUCUUGCAAUUGAACGAGAUGGAGGACGGCGCAGACAUCCAGGCGGCGCUGUAUGAGAUCAACGGCCAGAGAACCGUGCCAAACGUCUACAUCAACGGCAAGCAUAUCGGGGGUAACGACGACUUGCAAGAGCUGAGGGAAACGGGCGAGCUGGAGGAGCUGUUGGAACCCAUCCUUGCGAAAUAA
This is a messenger RNA of Saccharomyces kudriavzevii IFO 1802, 333 nucleotides long. RefSeq names its product dithiol glutaredoxin GRX1 (gene GRX1). Bases 1 to 333 code for a protein of 110 amino acids. Gene Ontology annotation, biological process: cellular response to oxidative stress. Gene Ontology annotation, cellular component: cytoplasm; nucleus. NCBI's taxonomy places the organism in Eukaryota, Fungi, Ascomycota, Saccharomycetes, Saccharomycetales, Saccharomycetaceae. The record is from RefSeq and is a predicted model, not a curated record. Gene Ontology annotation, molecular function: glutathione disulfide oxidoreductase activity. The transcript has a single exon.